GGACCCCGGGGCACCCGGGGACUCUCCCCGCGCCCUGGCCCGCUGCACCCGGGCUCCGGCUUGCGCGUCUGGGGGCGGGGGGUGGAACCCGGACGCGCACGGCAGGGGCUUUGCUAAUUGCCAAGCAGGAAGUGAGCGCCGGGAAGAGCGGCGGAGACAGGGGAGGAGCGGGCGGAGGAGGGGCGCGCGGAGCCGCCGAGGUUCGCUCCCCGCGCGUCCGAAAGGCAGGGCAACCCAGCCCUGCAACCCGGCUCUCCUCCCCUGUCCCGCCGGCCGCCCGGCCCCACUCGGGCGCCCGUCGGCCCCACCCCGUCCCCAUGGCUUCUCCGGAGGACCCUGUGCGCGCGGAUCAUUUGACAAAGGAGCCAGUGGAAGACACAGACCCUAGCACUAUAUCCCUUAAUAUGUCAGACAAAUAUCCCAUUCAAGACACGGGACUCCCUAAAGCAGAGGAGUGUGAUCCAAUUAGUUUGAACUGCCCAACAAAUUCUGAUGUGCAACACCAGGGAGAAGAAAAUGGCUUUCCAGACAGUACUGGAGAUCCCCUUUCAGAUACAAGCAAGGACGCGUCCUGCGCAGAAAACUGUACCUGUUCCUCCUGCUCGCUCCUGGCCCCCACCAUCAGCGACUUGCUCAAUGACCAGGACUUACUAGACGUGAUCAGGAUAAAGCUGGAUCCCUGUCACCCAACAGUCAAAAACUGGAGGAAUUUCGCAAGCAAGUGGGGCAUGCCCUACGAUGAACUGUGUUUCCUGGAGCAGCGGCCCCACAGCCCCACCCUGGAGUUCUUACUCCGGAACAGUCAGAGGACGGUGGGCCAGCUGAUGGAGCUCUGCCGGCUCUACCACAGGGCCGACGUGGAGAAGGUCCUGCGCAGGUGGGUGGACGAAGAAUGGCCCAGGAGGGGGCGUGGAGAGCACCCCAGGAACUUCUAGACCUCGGCUUCUUCUCAUCGGCCUCUUCGGACAUUGAGACGAGCCCAGGUUAAGGAGCAAUGUGAAUCUGUUCUUUUUUAAGUUUAGGCGAAGGACGUGGGACAGCGGACCUUGGUUUUCCCCAAAGCUGGUGGUUUUGUGGAGGGUAGGGUAUGUUUUUGGUGGCGGAUUUUCCUUUAGUUUUGCACAUCUGUUUUUAUUUAAUAUUUGAAUCUGGAGUUGGGAAAAAUAUGUUGUAGGCUCCUAUAGGGACCAGGGCCAAAGCUACAAUCAGAGUGGAUUCAUGCCAUGAUGAAAAUAAAAGUAUCCUCUCCCUUAAAAACUGAA
Messenger RNA from Balaenoptera ricei (Rice's whale), 1262 nucleotides. RefSeq names its product EDAR associated via death domain (gene EDARADD). The transcript has 6 exons. The record is from RefSeq and is a predicted model, not a curated record. Gene Ontology annotation, molecular function: protein binding. Gene Ontology annotation, biological process: signal transduction. NCBI's taxonomy places the organism in Eukaryota, Metazoa, Chordata, Mammalia, Artiodactyla, Balaenopteridae. Bases 318 to 935 code for a protein of 205 amino acids.